Messenger RNA from Paramecium sonneborni, 1433 nucleotides. Lineage: Eukaryota; Ciliophora; Oligohymenophorea; Peniculida; Parameciidae. The record is from the annotation of a GenBank genome assembly.
AUGUAUGAAAUUUUUGCUUCAUUAAAAGAGAUUAAUGAAUAAAUAUACAGUGUGAUUAUUGAGAUGUUUAAAAAAAAGAAGAUUUCUGAUUGUCAAGAUUUCCUUUUAAAACAUGAUACUCUAAAGCUGUACUAAGAUGAUGGAAUCAAUUUGAUGGCUAAUAUUAUUAAAACAAUUUAUGAUCAUGAUUUUAAUAAUAAGGACUAUUCUUUGAAAGCUAAUGUAGAAACUCAAGAAAAGUUAAUUAGAAAAAUACAAGAAGAUAAAAACAUCAAUGAAUUUUUGAAAUUCCUUGUUCGUCUAAAAGCUUUUGAUAAGAAGUUCAUUUAAUGCGGAUCUAAUUCAUUACACUUCUUAGUUUUAAUGAAGGUUGAUCUGAAAAAUUAAUGCUUUGAAAACAUUAGGAUUAAGCAUACUUCUUUAAUAGGAGGUAAUUUUGUAAGAUGUAAUUUGAGUGGAUCGAAAUUAAAUAAUGUAGACAUUAGUGGAAUUAAUUUGAAUGGAGCUUAAUUAUAUAAUUGUAAAUGGAAGAAUAUUAAAAUUCAUGAGUUGAUUAAAUUGAAAGUUCAUAUGGGAAUUGUAUGGUCAGUUUGUAUUUCUGCUGAUGGUACUACAUUAGCUUCUGGUAGUGAUGAUAAAUCUAUCAUUUUAUGGGAUGUUAAAACAGGAAACUAUAAAGCAAAAUUGGAAGGUCAUAGUUCUUCUGUAAAAUCAGUUUGCUUCUCUCCUGAUGGCACUCUAUUAGCAUUUGGUAGUUAUGAUAACUCUGUCCGUUUAUGGGAUGUUAAGACAGGAUAAUAAAAAGCCAAAUUAGAAGGAUGUAAGAAAGCAAUUUAAUCUAUAUGCUUCUCACCUGAUUGUACUACUAUAGCAUGUGGUAGCGAAGAGAACUUAAUCCGCUUAUGGAAUAUUAAAACAAGAAAAAAAUUAUUUAAAUUCGAUGGUCAUACUGGGUGUGUUAACUCGAUAUGCUUCUUUCCUGAUGGCACUAUAUUAGCAUCUGGUAGUGAUGAUAACUCAAUCUGUUUAUGGGAUAUUCAGACAGGGUAAUAAAAAACAAAAUUGGAUGGCCAUGUCGAUUAUGUCAUGUCGGUAUGUUUCUCUCCUGAUGGAGCUACAGUAGUCAUGAUAAAACUAUUUUGUUGUGGGAUGUUAAGACAGGGUCAUAAAUAGCUAAAAUUAAUGGUCAUAAUAAUUCAGUCGUAUCUGUAUGUUUCUCUCCUGAUGGUUCAACUCUAGCAUCAGGUAGUCAUGAUAAAACUAUAUAAUUAUGGGAUGUUAAGACAGUAUCAUAAAAAGCCAAAUUGAAAGGUCAUAGUGAUUUAGUCUCUUCAGUAUGUUUCUCUCCUGAUGGCACUACUUUAGCAUCUGGUAGUCAUGAUAACACUAUUGUGUUGUGGGAUGUUAAGACCGGAUCAUAAAAAGCCUAAAUG